UUUUGAUCACUUGAAAAAAACUUCUCAAACUUCUUUGACCCCCUUUUACAUGGUUUAGACUUGUGAGUCACCCGUUGCAGAUGUGGCGUCAAGGUCAGAAUCUUCUGCGGCGGGCGGCGGUAUUAAACCGUAGCUGCGGAAUCAGACAAAUGAUUGCUGGUUCAACGUCAUCUUCAAGCCCAAGUGUUUCUAUAUGGAGGCGCAAGAAAGAAAUGGGGAAAGAAGGUUUAAUGGUCGCCAAGGAGCUUAAGCGCUUGCAGUCCAACGCCGUUAGGUUUGAGCGGUUUAUGAAGUCCAAUGUUUCUCGCCUACUCAAAUCUGACCUCGUCGCCGUUCUUGCUGAGUUCCAAAGACAAGAUCUCCCUUACCUCUCCAUGAGGUUGUAUGAGGCUGUGCGCAAAGAAAUAUGGUAUCGUCCAGACAUGUUUUUUUACAGGGAUAUGCUUUUCAUGCUUGCAAGAAACAAAAAGGUAGAUGAAACAAAGAAGGUAUGGGAAGAUUUGAAGAAAGAAGGGGUGCUUUUUGAUCAACAUACAUUUGGCGAUCUUGUCAGGGCUUUUCUAGAUGGCGGAUUACCUUUAGAGGCAAUGCAAAUAUAUGAUGAAAUGAGGCGCUCUCCUGAUCCUCCUAUGUCUUUACCUUAUCGUGUUAUGUUGAAGGGGCUACUUCCUUACCCCGAAUUGAGAGAAAAAGUGAAGGAUGACUUUCUGGAACUGUUCCCGGAUACUGUAGUUUAUGAUCCACCUGAAGAUCUAUUUGAUGAGGAGGAGUGGAGAAAGGAGAGCGAUGAUGAUUAGAAUAUGCUGUCGACUCUGAUUUUCACAAUGGCAUUUGAAUUUUCCUCUGGUCAAGAAGAUAGUGGAAUGGUAAAUAAGGAAUGCACUGACAGCAGAUCAUGAAAUUGUUUAAGCUGCUGAAUUGAUGGGUGUUUCUGCCUUUGAGAAUUUGAAAUGUGACCCACGAAGACCGUGGAAUAUUGGAAGUUGAUGCCGCUAUGAUCAUACCUAUGAUAUCUAAACUGAAGGUCGGUUGAAUGCGUCUGAUGAAGCGGAUGUAUCAUUUUCUGCAAUUUGUGUUGGAAGAGAGCCUGCCGACGUUCUUGGUUUCUCCUUAUUAAGGUUUCCUUUGAUCAAUAGUUUAUGAAUUCCUGUCAUUGUCAGCGAUUAUCACCAUCUCAUUCAGUUAUUCUUAUGAGAUGGUGAAUGUUUUGUUAGGAUAAAUGCUCCACCGAAGAAAUUAAUUAAUAUAUGGGUUAGUCAUCCAAAUUAUUGGUUUUGGUAUCGUUGUUCUUCAGGGCACUCUGGUUUCUGCCUUUCUAUUCUUGAACUCUAGCAAUAUUUCUUAUAGUCAUAUCAUGCAAUUGACUUUUGA
Messenger RNA from Solanum pennellii, 1371 nucleotides. Its product is annotated as pentatricopeptide repeat-containing protein At1g62350. The coding region runs from base 81 to 797 and encodes 238 amino acids. NCBI's taxonomy places the organism in Eukaryota, Viridiplantae, Streptophyta, Magnoliopsida, Solanales, Solanaceae. The transcript has 2 exons. The record is from RefSeq and is a predicted model, not a curated record. Gene Ontology annotation, molecular function: protein binding.